Messenger RNA from Mycena indigotica, 1449 nucleotides. RefSeq lists its product as uncharacterized. Lineage: Eukaryota; Fungi; Basidiomycota; Agaricomycetes; Agaricales; Mycenaceae. Gene Ontology annotation, cellular component: membrane. The record is from RefSeq and is a predicted model, not a curated record. Bases 1 to 1449 code for a protein of 482 amino acids. The transcript is spliced from 12 exons.
AUGCUCGCUGAGACUGUUGCUCUUGUCGCUCUAAGAGCUGCAAUCUUCUUCUCCUGCCGCAAAUUCAUACUCGCAGGUCUCCAUGCAAACUAUCAAGACUCCGACACCGAAUUCAUUCCUCUGCAAGAACCGCUUCCAUCGCCAAUAACACAUUCGUCGAAGGGCAAGUCAUUUGGAAAGAGCAAAGCCACAACAGAGGCAGGAGACGUUUUUGCGGGCUGUUUCAUGGAAAGUUGUGUGCUUUGCACACUGCUCAUGAUGCAGGCACUCGAUAUAUCGAGUCCCAGUGUGCGACUGCUCAACUGGCGAAUCUCGCUCUUCAUCCUGCUUGCCCUUGUUCUGCUGUACCUCCCGUUCCUACUCAGCCUACUGCUCAUAUUCUCUACGGACUCUGAAACCCGGCAUCGCACCACUUUGCCGCGAUUAGCUUUCAGCGUCGCCGUGGUUGGCCUCCAUCUAUUUCUUCUCUCCCUUGUACCGCUACCAGAACCAGCAGGCGACUAUACUACUGCUGUGCUGUCGCGGCUCAUUGUUGUCGGCACUGUCAUUCUUGGUCUUCUGGCCGGUUAUGGUGCCGCAAGCAGCGUUUGGACAUACUUUCCGCUCAACGGACAAAUAAUUCCCCCGACGGAAAAUGAGCUUGUCAGCGCCCAGGAAGGGGAAGCAGGAAGGCGGCGCGCUGAAUCUGCUGCAGCUGCUCAAGCGAAUGCGACCUGGCUUUCUCGUGUGAUGCCCAGCUUUCGAGGGGAUGAUGACACACAAGUCCUCGCCGGCCUUUCUGCUUUGGAAGAGCAAAUGACAAUACGGGUGGAUACCCUGCGACAACGCCGGCUGGAAGCUCUGCGAAUGCGAACAUGGUACGGGAGACUGGUUACAAUUUGCGGAAGGGUGUUUUCCGUCUACUGCGCGUUCAGGGUUCUAACAACGAUGGCUGCAUUCUUGCUGCCCUCGUCUUUCGGUUCACGGACUACUUCUGAGGCCAGCAAAACUUCUCCUGCGCUCGAUCUGGACCUCGCUACGAACGUGAUGACGACAUUACUCCCUCCAUUGGCGGACAAACCGCAAUUGGCCUCCCGCUUGGCCAGACAUGCGAGCCUUCUUCUUGUGGGCAUAAUCAUUGCAUCGAGCUUGAGGCGAGUCGUGCGGGGAGCAACGAGAGUUUUACGAGUAACAAGCCAGACCUUAGGCUCUGCGCUGAUGGUCCUGGUGCUUGCAUGGGUCAUGAGCGUCUAUAUCCUUGCAACCAUCGUCCAGCUGCGAACAACCUUCCCGCCUCCAACCCCAUCCACGCCCCCCUCAGAAGUUGGGAACGAUGAUGCGGCUGUGACCAAUCUCUUCAGCACCAUUCCGCCGUUCGCUCGGGACGAUGGAUUGGCGGGAAAGUGGGUGGUGCGGACUGAAGUUUCCGAGCAUCAUUGGAUAAAAAAAAUUUCAGCGAGUCAUCGUUGA